Messenger RNA from Tigriopus californicus, 3477 nucleotides. RefSeq names its product glutamate receptor ionotropic, kainate 2-like. The transcript is spliced from 15 exons. Bases 544 to 3345 code for a protein of 933 amino acids. Gene Ontology annotation, molecular function: glutamate-gated receptor activity; transmitter-gated monoatomic ion channel activity involved in regulation of postsynaptic membrane potential. Gene Ontology annotation, biological process: synaptic transmission, glutamatergic; monoatomic ion transport; modulation of chemical synaptic transmission. The record is from RefSeq and is a predicted model, not a curated record. Lineage: Eukaryota; Metazoa; Arthropoda; Copepoda; Harpacticoida; Harpacticidae. Gene Ontology annotation, cellular component: postsynaptic membrane; plasma membrane.
GUGAUCUCCUCACUCUUAUUGCCACAACCACAGAAUAGUUUGCCAACAAUCCAAAAUAUCCUUAUCCAAGUUCAACAACUUGGCUUUAUGCAUGAGCAUAAGAUAUUUUUUCCCAGUGGUUCGCUCAAAUUUGGAAAGAAUCUGCAAUAUUCUGGCUCGCAUGCCCACUUGCCCCCCUUUCUCGUCGUCCCACGAGAAGUUGAAGCCGGUGUGUUGUUCCUUGGAAACUCAAUCCAAAAGAUCCUAACUAGUCGUACGCUCCAUGAGCAUCAGAAGCUCGAACUUGUCUUUGAGGGGGAUGAGUUUCAAGCAUCUCGAGAGCAAUCUCCACGUUCCUCUUGAAAGCUUGUGAAAGCUUGCUUGUCCUGAUGCCGUUUUAGUCCUGAAAUGCACCUCAACUUCAACUGAGAUCAAACGAGAGGUCAAAAAAGUUAAGGAAACAUAUUCUUGACUUGAGUGCAAAAAAAUAUGAAAGACUGUGGAGGCUAGAAAUGUUGUGAACAAGAAGGAGUGUUGGAAGGAUAUUGAACGCACCUCUUCAUCAUGGUGUUGCUGCCAAUUGUGAUCCUCUUGAUGGGCUUGGGCGUUCCAUUGUCUUUGGGACAAUUAGCGCCUGUGCCCGACAUCAUUCGUUUAGGAGCCUUGUUUGAUGGAACCGAAGUUACCCCUUUGGAAGCGGCCUUCAUUCAUGGGAUCAACAUGGUCAAUGAUGAUCGUUCCAUCUUGAUCCGCUCGAGAUUGACUAGCGCCAUUGACAAAGUGCCCCAAUCAGAUAGCUUUAAAGCAUCCAAGAAAGUUUGUCAAAUGGCCACGUCGGGAUUGGCGGCCAUUUUCGGUCCGUCCGUGCCAUCGACGGCCAAUCAUAUUCAGUCCAUAUCAGACACAUUCCACAUCCCCCACAUAGAAACUAGGUGGGAUUAUUCAUUUGAUAGAGGAGACUAUGCUAUCAACAUUCACCCACAUCCAUCGUCGUUGAGCAAAGCAUAUGCCGACCUGGUGAAGGCGUUUGGCUGGAAGUCAUUGGUGCUUCUCUAUGAAAAUGAGGAGUCCAUGAUCAAGCUGCAAGAAGUGCUCAAGUAUCCUAGGCAUGUGGAUACCAUUCGUUUGACCGUCCGGCAGCUCUACACAGACACCGACGACUACCGUCCUUUGCUCAAGGAGAUCAAGACUUCCGGCGCCACCAAGAUCGUCCUGGAUUGCGCCUUCAACAAGAUCGAGAAAGUUUUGAAGCAGGCCGAUGAAAUUGGCCUCAUCAGUGACUAUCACUCGUUUCUCAUCACCUCUUUGGAUCUCGAACGCGUGGAUUUCUCACCCUACAAGAGAAGUAACGUCAAUAUUACAGGAUUUCGGAUGAUUGAUCCGGCCUCGCCUCAAGUGUCACAUUACCUCAAAAAGUGGAACUACCGAGCCGGUGAUGGGAAAGGAGAAUUUCACCCACUCUACUCUGAGAAUAUUCUCAUGUACGACUCGGUUCGAGUGGUGGCCAAGGCCAUGGAUGAUCUGGCUCAGAUUGAAGGAUUUAGUUUGAACCCAAUCAGUUGUCGUCGAUCACAACCUCUGGAAUAUGGUCCUAAACUGGCUGAAUACAUUCGAAGAGUGGAGUACAUGGGCUUAUCUGGGGAGGUGUUUUUCGAUGCAGAUGGAUUUCGGACCGAUUUCCAACUGGAUCUUUUAGAAAAACGUCGAGAUCAUAUGUACAAGAUAGGGAUUUGGACGCCGGAUGUCGGCAUCAACGUUACGUUGACCCAAUCGGAGGUCGAGGGACAGAUCGUGGAGAAAUUGCAAAACAAAACUUUGCGGAUCACAACGUCAGAUACCACCCCAUUUAUCAUGAAGAAGGCGCUGGACGUUCCCAAAGAAGCCUUAGAGCGUAUGUCUUUCGAGGAGAAAUAUGAAGGCUAUGUGAUCGACCUAGUCAAGGAAUUGGCCAAAGCCCUUAAAUUCAAGUACAAGUUCCACAUGGUCAUGGACGGAAAGUACGGGAAUGUAGAUCCCAAGACCGGAGAAUGGAAUGGCAUGAUCAGGGAACUGCAGGAUCAAAAAGCAGACAUGGCGGUUAUUGAUCUCUCCAUCACUUUGGAGAGACAGAGCGCCGUUGACUUCACCAUGCCGUUUAUGAACACUGGUGUGGGCAUUCUGUACAAAAAGAAGGCGCCUCCAGCUCCGAAUCUGUUCUCGUUUCUCUCGCCGCUCUCCCUUGAUGUGUGGAUCUACAUGACGACCGCAUACUUGGCAAUCUCCAUUCAAAUGUUCUUGCUGGCAAGAAUCGCCCCUCAAGAAUGGGAGGCCCCAAUCCCAUGCUUCUCAGAUCCACCUGAGCUAGAAAAUAUCCUCACACUUCAUAAUUGCUUUUGGCAUAACUGGGGCUCACUUAUGCAACAAGGGUCAGACAUUGCUCCCAAAGCGAUCUCAACUCGCAUGGUGGCUGGAAUGUGGUGGUUCUUCACCCUUAUCAUGAUCUCUAGUUACACAGCCAACUUGGCUGCUUUCCUCACAGCGGCAAAGAUGGAUGUACCCAUUAACUCGGCCGAUGAUUUGGCCAAGCAAACCAAAAUCAAGUAUGGAACCUAUUGCUGUGGUUCCACGAACUCGUUUUUCAGGGGCUCAACAAUUCCAACUUAUACCAAGUUAAAUGCUUUCAUGGAGUCCGCCAAGCCAAGUGUGUAUACCAGCGGCAACCAGGAGGGUAUUGAGAGGGUCCGGAAAGAGGAAGGAGCAUAUGCAUUUUUCAUGGAAGGAGCUGCCAUUGAAUACCAUGUUGAAAGAACCUGUGACUUGACCCAAAUUGGUGGGCUCCUUGACUCCAAGGGUUAUGGAAUUGCCUUACCUCCAGACUCUCCUUAUACAAGUACAGUUUCCAAUGGAAUUCUGUACCUCCAAGAGGCUGGAAUUUUACAGCAGCUCAAGAUCAAGUGGUGGAAAGAAAUGCAUGGGGGUGGGAAAUGCACAGGAAGUGGAGGCGAGGACAGCGCGCAAUUGGGUCUUCCCAAUUUGGGUGGAGUAUUCAUCGUUCUUCUGGCUGGAAUGAUUGCCUCGUGUAUCAUCGCCAUCAUUGAAUUCGUUUGGAAAAAACGGAUCCUAUUGCAGGAUGAAAAUGAGUCAUUAUUAGCCGAAAUGUGGGGCGACUUCAAGUUUGCCGUGGAUCUUCGAGCCAGUGACACCAAGCCAGUUCCCAAGGAAGGAUCUCGGGCUGGUUCCAAGUCCAUUCUAAAUGACGGUUCCCACUAUGGAACAAACAUUCUCGAGGGGGACAGGGAAGGUCGCAAGACAGACCACCCUGAUGAUGAAAGCCCAUAUGCCACCUUCAACGACAAUUAUAGCACAACCAAGUCACACAAAGGCUGAUUGACAGUAGACGUUUUCAGUUGAAUGAUACUCAGUAUUGAAUUUUAUUCAAGUUUUCCAUAUCUCCUCACCCUGUUUUGGCAUGAACAAAACCUUUUUGAAAUUUAGCAAUAAAUAUGGCUCACUCCCUUA